Messenger RNA from Colossoma macropomum (tambaqui), 1895 nucleotides. It is a transcript of the gene cers4a, whose product is annotated as ceramide synthase 4a. Gene Ontology annotation, biological process: ceramide biosynthetic process. The record is from RefSeq and is a predicted model, not a curated record. Gene Ontology annotation, molecular function: sphingosine N-acyltransferase activity. The coding region runs from base 341 to 1576 and encodes 411 amino acids. Gene Ontology annotation, cellular component: membrane. NCBI's taxonomy places the organism in Eukaryota, Metazoa, Chordata, Actinopteri, Characiformes, Serrasalmidae. The transcript is spliced from 11 exons.
GCCUUCACUGACAGCGCAGCCGCCUUCAGCUCCAAAACACACCGCCGUUUUAUGAAUUUCAUCGCUUUUUUACGGACUGUUUUACUCACCGAGGCGUUUCUACACGUCUGACCGCUGAAGGGGCGAGGCUGGGGUCCGCUCCGGGAACUGUGCUGUGCAGUGCGUGAAUGUGCAUGUGUGGUCAGUCUGCUCGUUUCCGCUGUGGUUAUUAUUAUUAUUUUGUUUAUUAAGCUCAUAAUGAGAAUCUGGGACUCAUAGAGGAGAUCAGAUCAGAAACUGGAGGAAGGAGACAGCGAUUCAAGCCCCCUGCGUCAUCACCAUCCUCACCACCAUCAUCAUCAUGACCACCAUCGCUACUGACAGGAUGGAGGAGCUGCUGAACCAGUGGCUGUGGCAGGAGAACUUCUGGCUGCCCCCUGGUGCGGCAUGGCAGGACGUUGGGAAUGACGCCAUUGAGGGCAGUCGGCGUCCACUUCCUCGCGACUUACUCCUCACCCUUCCUUUGGCACUGGGCUUCAUUGCUGUCCGGUUUGUGUUCGAAAGGGUUGUGGCGCUGCCUCUGAGCAGGACGCUGGGAGUGUGUGACAGGGUGCGUGCUCGAGCACCACCCGAACCCAAACUGGAGGCUUUUUACCUGCAGAGAAAGAACCACUACUCACAGAGUGAGCUCCUGGGCCUGGAGAAGCACUGCGGCCUCACAGUCCGUCAGAUCCACCACUGGCUCCGCCUCCGCCACAACCAGGACAAACCCAGCAACACCAAGAAGUUCUGCGAAGCAUCGUGGAGGUUUGUGUUCUACCUCAUCGCCUUCGUUGCGGGACUCGCCUCCCUGAUUGAUACGCCCUGGUUUUGGAAUCACAGAGAGUGCUGGCGUGGACACCCGAGACAACCCGUGACUGAGGCUCAGUACUGGUACUACCUCCUGGAGCUCAGUUUCUACUGGUCACUGGUGUUCUGCGUCUCUGUGGACGUCAAGCGCAAAGAUUUUAAGGAGCAGAUCGUUCACCACAUCGCCACCAUCUUCCUGAUCAGCUUCUCCUACUGCGGCAACUACAUUCGGGUGGGGACGCUCGUGAUGCUCGUGCAUGACUCUUCCGACUUCCUGCUGGAGUCCGCCAAGAUGUUUAACUACGCUGGCUGGAGGAAAACCUGUGACGGCUUGUUUGUUCUCUUCGCUGUGGUUUUCCUCGUAACUCGCCUCGUCAUCUUUCCGUGCAGAGUGGUCUACUCGACUAUCGUGGAGUCGUUGGAUUUCUUUGACCCGUUCCCUGGUUAUUAUUUCUUCAAUGCUCUGCUGCUGGUGCUGCAGGCGCUGCACGUUUUCUGGGCCUACCUCAUCCUCCGCAUGGUCUACAAAUUUGUCUUCUUGGGCAAAGUGGAACGUGAUGAGCGGAGUGAUGACGAGAGUGAGGGAGAGGAGGAGGAAGAGGGGGAUGGUGCGGAGGAGGAGAGCUGCUGGGAGCAGAGGAAAGGUCCCCUCAACUCCAGACCCGUCUCACUGGCCAACAACUGCGUCCUCAACAACCUGACCCACCAGAGGAGGAAUAUAAACAGCAGAAUGCCCAAAGCCAGAUAGUGUCCCUCACUCACUGUGAUUAUUUUUAGUCUGUCUUCGUCCGUAUGAAGAUGAAAUAUAUUGGAAUAUGUUGCAAAAAACACAAAAUUAAAUAUAGUGCAAUGUAUUUUCAAUAUAUUACAUUUUUCUACAGGGCAGUAAUCGUUAUAGCAGAAGUCGUCGUUCAUCCUCUGAGGCUACUCAUACUGUUCUUCUUUGAAAAAGCACAUUAGACUUUUUUAAUUGACAUCUUUCAAACCUGUGGACUAAAAAAUAGAUGUCAGGUUUGGUGUAUUGUAUUUCUUUUUAAGUAUUUGUCUUUAAAGGUACGUGACAGCAA